AUGUACGAGCUCUCCGACGCACAGUAUGGCAAGGACAACGUUCGCCUAUACAAAGUCCAUCGCAAUGCAACGACAGGUGUUCAAACAGUGUACGAACUGACAGUUUGCGUCUUGCUGGAGGGAGACAUCGAAACUUCUUAUACCAAAGAGGACAACAGCGUGCUUGUUACCACUGAUGCGAUCAAAAACACAGUUUACAUCGUCGCGAAGCAAUACCCUGUGGACCCUCCAGAGCUGUUUGGCUCCAUCCUUGGAAAGCAUUUCAUUACUAAAUACAGUCAUAUUCAUUCUGCCCAUAUUGAUCUCACCUGCCAUUCUUGGGAGCGAAUGGCCAUUGACAACAAGCCACACCCACACUCGUUCUUUCAGGAUGGGAGCGUGAAACGGCAUGUUAAUGUGGAUGUGCUCAAGAAAUCUGGAUUCAAUAUCACGUCUUCAAUUUCUGGUUUAAGUGUCUUGAAAAGUACCAAAUCAGAAUUCUGGGGCUAUAUUAAGGAUGAGUACACGACACUACCGGAGACAUGGGACCGCAUCCUGAGUAGUGAUGUUGACAUCAAAUGGAAAUGGAAACACUUCACCGAUUUGUCCGAUGUUGAAUCUCAUGCUUCCCAUUUCGACAGCGGAUUCGCAUUUGCGAAGGACGCAACCUUCAGGAUUUUUGCUGAGGACAACAGCAUGAGUGCCCAGGGUACUUUAUACAAAAUGGCUGAGCAAUUCUUGAAAAGUGUUCCUUUGGCAGAAAAUGUCCAGUAUUCUUGGCCCAAUAAGCACUACGUUGAGAUAGAUCUGAGCUGGCAUAAUGGAAUUCAAAAUACCAAUACGGAUGCCGAGGUGUACUUGCCACAAUCUGCACCGAAUGGCCUGAUCAAAGGGACUUUGACGCGUUCAGCGCUUCGGAAUUCCAAAACAGCAAAGCUAUGA
Penicillium lagena is the source of this 921-nucleotide messenger RNA. Its product is annotated as urate oxidase. NCBI's taxonomy places the organism in Eukaryota, Fungi, Ascomycota, Eurotiomycetes, Eurotiales, Aspergillaceae. Gene Ontology annotation, biological process: urate catabolic process; purine nucleobase catabolic process. Gene Ontology annotation, molecular function: urate oxidase activity. The record is from RefSeq and is a predicted model, not a curated record. The transcript has 3 exons. Gene Ontology annotation, cellular component: peroxisome. The coding region runs from base 1 to 921 and encodes 306 amino acids.